Molecule: messenger RNA, 1365 nt
Organism: Zingiber officinale
Lineage: Eukaryota; Viridiplantae; Streptophyta; Magnoliopsida; Zingiberales; Zingiberaceae
Product: transcription factor bHLH68-like
Exons: 7
Coding region: 191-1021 (276 amino acids)
Biological process (GO): regulation of transcription by RNA polymerase II
Cellular component (GO): nucleus
Molecular function (GO): DNA-binding transcription factor activity, RNA polymerase II-specific; protein dimerization activity; RNA polymerase II cis-regulatory region sequence-specific DNA binding
Source: RefSeq, a predicted model, not a curated record
GUAUUCGUCUUCACUUGGCCACGCUUUCUUCUCCUGACCUUAUCUCCAUGGCAAAGGGAGGAGCAAACAGAAGCUUGUAGGGGUAGUUAUAGCUUCAAUCAUGUACAUGUACUCGUAUAGUCACAAGGGAAGUAAUCAAGGUUGUAGAGAUGAAUAGAGGAUUGCUUCAUAUCAAAGUCCUCCAUUGCAAAUGAUGAGGGGAAAUCGUAGCUUUUGGAGCAUGAACGCUAUGAUGAGCCCACCUGCUGAGCAAAACUAUUGCCUUCUACCUUACCAAGAUCCUCCACUCUCAUGGAGCCAACUGUUGCUAGAUUGUUGCAGGGGAGGAUCUUGUGCUAGUGAAGAAGAGAAGCAUGAUACUGAACUUAUAGAGGGCUGUUGGGAAGAACAAAUUGGAAACGCUGGCACAAGUGCAUAUAUGGAAGCUGCAGGGAGUGGAUGCAUGAUCCAGAGCUCGAUCCAACCAUCUAAAUGUUCAUGGAGCCAUCAAGUUUUGCCACCUUCUAUCUCCACCACUUUGAGCAACAACCUGUUGGAGUUCUCAAACAGCAAGUCUCAGCACAAUAGCACAAAGCCAGCUGAUAGCUCAUCUGAGAUUUUCAAAUCGGACUUCUCCUUUCUCAAGUGCAACAGCACUGCAACUGGUGGAGCUCUCAAGAAGGCCAGGGUUCAAGGCUCCUUCACAGCUCAAUCCACGUUGAAGGUGAGGAAGGAAAAAUUAGGAGAUAGAAUAAUUGCACUUCAUCAGAUUGUUUCCCCUUUUGGGAAGACUGAUACAGCCUCUGUGUUGCUAGAAGCAAUUGGCUACAUCAGAUUCUUGCAUAGUCAAAUUGAGGCUCUGACCUCACCGUACUCGAGCAGUGUUGCAGGAAACAUGAAGCAACCUUCCACUUUCGAUGAUCAUGAAAGCCUAAUUGAGGAAGAGAAGGAUCUGAGGAGUAGGGGGCUUUGCCUUAUGCCACUCCCCUUCAUCUCGCACGUAGGAAGAGACUUUGGUGGAAACUAUUUGGGAAGCUUCUGAUUUACAGAUACAUGAGCGACAGGUUCUGAGCAUUGUUGAAGCUUCUGCAGUUGAUGUGCAUGCAUAAGAUCAUUAGCAGUCACUCUGAAUAAAGAUUGAUUGCUCCUGAUAGUAUGCAGCAAGUUGGGGAUUGGAUACAGAAACUUCAACCCUGCUAAGGACCAUCAAACUGAUCAGCUAGGCAUGCAUUCAUCCCCAUGGAGUUGUGGUCAUUUAACUAUAUAUUUAAGCCUUUGUUUAUCCUUUGAGAACGUUAAUAUUGCAUAUGAUAUUACUUCGUGUGAUCUGAAUUUGAUUGUCCAGUGUGAUUUCAAGUCAGUUUGCUAUAAUUAAGGUGAAGAUAA